CAAUAACUUCAACUUUCCCAGAAACCUUCAACCUGGAACCGUAAAUUACAACUAAUUGUUUUUAACUUUUCACCAAGGGAAUGUUGAAUUUUGAAACAAACAAAUUUUCACUCAUCACUGAUACAGAAGAGCCACUACAGUCGAAUUUCACUCGUUGCACUAAGCUCUUAGCCCAAUUUGUGAAAGACUUUCACUCGUUGGGCUGAACUGUCAAAGUCGAAAAUCGAUCGAGGGUCACACCGAUUGUUUGUUGUUAUGGGAAACGCAAAAAAGUUUUCACACCACUGACGUUUAUUUCAUUCGUGGUUGAGUUUCGUUCUAGGUUGGAUUAAUUGGCUCAAAAUGGAUGGUUUGCAAGGAUCCAGUACGAACGUUAACCGGAAACGGAGGAGCAAUUUCCUGACGCUGGUGGAGAAGGUUCGCAUAAUUAAAGAUUUUGAAGCAGGAUGUGGUACGCAUGACUUUCUUGGGAAGAAGUACGGCGUAGGAUCUUCUACGGUCACGAGAAUAAUCCAAAAGAAAGAAGCAAUUCGUGAGGCGGUGGACAAGUUCAAGGAAUAUGGUGUAAAUAAUCGAAAAACAUUGAAAGAGCAGACGUUCCCUUUGCUGGAAGAAGCUCUUUACAUCUGGAUUUUACAGCAGCGGCAGUCCAACAUUUUGUUGACAGUGGAUAUUCUUAAAGCAAAGGCGGAGCUGCUGUUUAAGAUGUUCCAGGACCGGGGGCUCUAUGCGGUGCACGGUUUUUCUGCUUCGGAUGGCUGGAUGCAUCGUUUUAAGCAGCGGUUUGGAUUGCGCGUGAAAGCCGUAACAGGAGAAAAGGCAUCGGUAAACGUUGAAGCGUACCUAAAUUUCAAGAAGGUUCUACAGAAGAAGAUUCAGGAAAUGCAGCUAUCACUAUCCCAAGUCUUUAAUGCAGAUGAAUCUGCCUUGUUCAUCAAGCUCCUAGCCACACGCUCUGUCGUUACCUGUGAUGAGACCGUGGCAAGCGGACGGAAGCAAAACAAGACAAGGUAUACGUUUAUGCCUUGCUCCAACAUAGAUGGUUCCCUAAAGCUUCCGUUGUAUUUCAUUUGCACUGCUGCAAAACCACGAGGAAUCAACAUCGAAGAACUUCCCGUUUCAUAUAAUCAUUCCAAAAAGGCUUGGAUGACCAGACUGUUGUUCCGUCAAUGGUUCCACGAAGAGUUUGUCCCCGCUGUUCGAAAAUUUUCGGCCGAGAGAGGAUUGGAGCCAAAGGCAUUGCUGGUUCAUGAUAAUUGCACCAGUCAUUAUGACGUUGACGAAUCUCUACAGAGUGACGAUGGACUGAUUCAAGUGAUCUACCUCCCACCAAAUGUAACUGCUGAAUGCCAGCCGAUGGACCAAUCGGUCAUCAAUGCAAUCAAGCGAAAGUAUAAAAGAAAACUGAUGCUCGCAUUAAUUCUGGAAAACGAACACUUAAGUUUCGAAGAACGAUUGAAGAAGAUUAAUCUUCAACAGUGUAUUUCGUGGUUGGCAACCUCUUGGGAGGAGAUAUCUGACAAAACUAUACGUAAUUCGUGGAAGAAAUUGAUCGAUGGUUUGCCGGAGGAUGCUGUUAAUGUAGACUCGAAAGCGGCCGAUGAUGACUUCAAAGCGCUUGUGUCCAGGAUUGACAGUUUGGCAGGAACAAAAACAUCUGAGCAAGAUAUUGAUCUGUGGAUCAAAGAUCAGGUGUAUGAUGGUGAUCAUAAUCCAGAUUGGGUAACCAGUGAAGUGUUCUCUGAUGACGAGAUUUUGUCAUCAGUUCUCAAGAAAGAUCAACCUGAAAUGCAAGAAGAAUGGUUGGUAGACACAGAAGAUGGAAGUAAUUCGUUUGAUACUUCCAUUACUAGUACCGGAGAUCCUGAUUUUGGCGAUGCAAUCAAGUCAAUUGAUUGCCUAGUUCGCUAUAUGAAGCAUGAUGUUGCAGAAGUAUGCCGUUUGAACGCGCUACGUUCGAAAAUCACUGAAGUUGAAUGGCUAAAACGAGCAUGUUGAAGAACUCUACCAUUUUGUUGAAAAUGAAUUUACGUGGUUUGUUUAAUUUUGUUUGAAACGUUUAAAAUAAAUAUUGUUUUUGUUGAAUAA
Messenger RNA from Toxorhynchites rutilus septentrionalis, 2088 nucleotides. Its product is annotated as tigger transposable element-derived protein 2-like. The transcript has 3 exons. Gene Ontology annotation, molecular function: DNA binding. NCBI's taxonomy places the organism in Eukaryota, Metazoa, Arthropoda, Insecta, Diptera, Culicidae. The record is from RefSeq and is a predicted model, not a curated record. Gene Ontology annotation, cellular component: nucleus. Bases 343 to 1998 code for a protein of 551 amino acids.